AUGGUGACUUCAACCCCGUAUUACGCACAGUCAAAUGGCCAGGUUGAGGUUACAAAUAAAAUUUUUAACAAUUUGAUUAAGAAACAUGUUGGUAGGAUGCCACGUAGUUGGCAUAAGACAUUAAAUCAAGUUCUUUGGGCAUAUCAGAAUUUUUCGAGGAGAUCAACAAAUACUUCGCUUUAUAAAUUAGUGUAUGGUCAUGAUGCGGUAUUGCCUUUUGAAAUUAAUCUUAAUACUAUGCGAGUGAUGAAGCAAGAUGAUUUACCAAUCGAGGAUUAUUGGAAUGCUAUGUUCGAUGAGAUGAAUGAAUUAGACAAUGAGCGAAUUAUGGCACUUGAUAAUCUUGUUCAUAAAAAAAAGUAG
Arachis stenosperma is the source of this 363-nucleotide messenger RNA. RefSeq lists its product as uncharacterized. The coding region runs from base 1 to 363 and encodes 120 amino acids. NCBI's taxonomy places the organism in Eukaryota, Viridiplantae, Streptophyta, Magnoliopsida, Fabales, Fabaceae. The record is from RefSeq and is a predicted model, not a curated record. The transcript has a single exon. Gene Ontology annotation, molecular function: nucleic acid binding.